Molecule: messenger RNA, 3205 nt
Organism: Orbicella faveolata
Lineage: Eukaryota; Metazoa; Cnidaria; Anthozoa; Scleractinia; Merulinidae
Biological process (GO): G protein-coupled receptor signaling pathway; protein phosphorylation
Cellular component (GO): membrane
Molecular function (GO): G protein-coupled receptor activity; ATP binding; protein binding
Source: RefSeq, a predicted model, not a curated record
AAGAAUUGAAUUGAGGAAUAACUGAAAGGAAAACGCCUGUGUGGUAAGUCAGGAUUUUACACUGGUUAACAGCUAAGCAAUAUAGUUCGCCGCGAUGGAAGAAAAAUGUUUGUUUGUGAAGCGUGUACCGUUUCCUUUGUAAACAUCAGAAAAGGCGAAAGAGCGGUUAAAUGACCUCACGGAAGCCCAAUGUACAUCUUCAAACUAAUCGAGGAAAUUUCAAUUUUAGAGUUUCCAUUUUCUUUCGUUUCCUUUUCCUCGCCAAACUGCAACGUGGUCUACUGACAGGGACGGCAAUACAUUUUAAACACAAUUUGGAACAUUACUCAUGUUCGCGUGGGAAAACCCUUUGUAAAGAAAAAAACACCUGACUUCCAAGUGCUGUAAAAGCUUUUGCUUACUUGCAUUUAAGGCUCAGCCCAUGUGAAGCCCGAAAUCUCGAGAUCAGGAGAAGUGCUAUUUCUCUUCAAGUUGGGCGCUAUGAGUUUCGAUGAAGUUGAAUCUAGGCAAGAAACGUUAGAGGUGGAGUUAAGCAUCUUUAGGCGACUGAUUAUAUAGAAACGUUUCAGCAAAACCAGCUGUUAAGGCUAGAACUUCUUUCUGUGAUGCGUGUACAAUUUCGUGCGCAAAAUUAUGUUAUAUCUCCACUCGGUCAGGAGAUCAUAUUCAUGUAAAAGAGGGGCACUGCCACAUUGUCUAGGCAUGCUUGAAACUGCCCAACAUUUGGAGAAAACGACUAUUGUACACUGAUUCUGCGAAUUUCUGGAAGAGUUCCGGGAUCGUCCAUUCGGAGCUGUUUGAGAUGCCUUUCUGCACUUCCUGCUUCCUCUUAAGCUGGAAAGUAGAGAAUUAACAACCCUUGAAAGGAAAUGUGGGCCAUACGACGCAAAGAAAAAUUCUUUGUUCUCGGCAGGUUUGAACCCAUGACCUCUCGCAUUUUGGUUUUUAUUACGCACCUUUUCCCUCCAGAAAUACCUGUAUUGAAAAAUGCAGGUAGUGGUGCGACUGAAAUUCAUCUGAUCAACACGCGCUAGAUCUGUAAGUUAAGUAAGAUCUUCACUUAUUUGAAAAACAACUGAAGGUGGUGAUAGAUUAUCUCAGGAAACAUUUGCAGCACUUAAUUUUCCUGGUUUGACAGAUUUCAUAUUUCUCAUGUCACUGCGAUCAUCUGUAUCAACAAUGAUCGCUUGGGCACUUGAAUCUUAUCAUUAUUAAAAAGAGAUGAACGCGAUUCUAGUCGAAAACGCUCAGUAUAUAAACAACGUUAUACAAUGUAGUUUAGAUUGCUCUCUGAAAUUUAGAGAUACCGUGCAUGUCUGUCCGAGUACAAUUGCAGUUUAAAUUCGUAUUUGCUUGUAUAAUAUUCCAUACAACUGAACACCUGCGAAAUCCAAACUUAAUAUUAAGAGCAUCAAGAAAGUGUCACAGAAGCAAAUCAAGACAAAUAAGAACAAGGGAAAAACGCUGAUUUCAGUGAAACUGAGUAAGCCUUGUUAUGCCCAGCGAGACUGCAUACGAAUGCGUACGUUAACAACUGCCUUUGUAAGUCUCUAUCUAAUGUUCACAAACAUUAGAAUCUUCGCCGCAAAGACCAGCUGUUUAAGUAUGCUAAGUUUCAACUUGUCCUCUGUGUCGCAGUAUUGACAAAUUGUGCUUGUGUCAUCUGUCUAAACUUCAAGCAAACCACCCUGUUGAGCACGAAUUUGAAACAUUUCAGUUUUUAGCAGGAUAAACCUUAGGAGAUAACAACGAAAUAUCGUAGAUGUGUCCGGAACUAUUCAGCACUCCCAGCCUAUUUUUGUGUUAUACAUUCCAGAGAAACGUAUUAUUCAUUAGCCUAUGUAAAUCCUUCCCCUACAUAGGCUUAUUGUUCAUCUUCUUGCGGCAGGGAUGAGUUGGUCUUGACUCAUAUAUAUUUAAUACUUUAUUGGUAUUUUCAGCUAGUUGAAUUUUAAUUAUUUCACUUGCCUGUAAAUUAAUUGAUUAGUUUAAUACAGGGGUGUUAUUCACAGAAAAGCAUUGUAUCUGUAGUCACUGCAACUUUGAGUUCCGCCGAAUAUUAAUACCUUGCCAUCCCUAUUUAUCUGUGAUGGAAUCCCGAUUUUCCUUCUCCCUCCUAUCUCAGGCGACGCUAGUAAAUUUACCUUCGAUUUUUGAACCAACUUCUGUUCCCCUUAGUGGCUCAAAAAAUCGAGACUUCACUGUAUUACGACGAGCGUCCUAUCCAGUGUUAGUAGCCAUACUUGCGGUCGCUUCGAGAACCUCUUCGAGAUACCCGGAGAUAUCCGACAGUAUCCAUACACGAGUCCCACUAACAAACUCUUCCGUAAGGUCUUCACCCAGAAUACAAGUGAUACACACGCACCCCACGCAGUUCGAAUGUUUUGUUUACAAAUAUUGAAUUUUACAACAAGCUUACGUGUGUCAUAAAUAUGAGCAAACUUCCCAUUGGGUAGUGCUAUGUCACUUGCCCUAUAUUCUGUCAUUCUACAGUUUUUGAUUUUCUAACUGGUAACAAAUUAGGAACAUGGAUACCUCCUGCUGCCUAUUAUAUAUUAUAGAUGCUGUCGCAGGGUUUCUGGCUUUCGUCGCUUGUCGGAAGUAUCAAAUAGGAACUCUAAAACCGACCGACUUCGACACAGCAUACUCUGGUGAUGCUGCAUUACACGUUUGGAAAAUGGUGCUUUCUCGUCAGGAAACGUUUUUGUUAUUUCUCGCGUAUAACUUUGUAGGAAUAAAAUGUGGCUCCUCGAAAGAAACUACCGGAAACUGUUCUUUUGAUGAGAACACACUGUGCAGUUGGUCUAACGACAAUCGUACCGACCACUUUGAUUGGCAGCUUAGGCGAGGAAGCUCUCCUAGCAAUAACACAGGACCGACCAGCGAUCAUUCAGGUGAUGGCUCAUAUAUCUGCAUCGACACUUCACUUCCUCGUAAAUAUGACGAGAAGGCCAGGCUCAACAGCCCUUGGCUGAGAGGCGCACAGCGGAUGACGUUUUACUACUUCAUGUACAGCAGCACUGUUGAGUCCCUGUCUGUGUAUGUUAGAAGCAAUGGUAGUGAUCGUGACGAAAGGAUAUGGAGUCGCUAUGGUAACCACUUAUCAAGCAACUGGACUAAGGGCUGCGUGGCUGUAAACAUCAGUGGGACCUACCAGGUAGAAACCUUUUGGGCUAAAUUAUGCGGUUAUUUCUUUAAAGAUUAA